Messenger RNA from Elaeis guineensis (African oil palm), 1082 nucleotides. RefSeq lists its product as uncharacterized. NCBI's taxonomy places the organism in Eukaryota, Viridiplantae, Streptophyta, Magnoliopsida, Arecales, Arecaceae. The record is from RefSeq and is a predicted model, not a curated record.
GGCCCCUUUCGUGCCCUUCUCACAGCCAUGGUGGAGGAAAGCAGCGCUCCGAGCUGGGAGCAGAGAAUCCAAGCCCUCACCCACAUCCUAACCAACCCCACCACCGCCCCCUCCCUCCAUUCCCAGCUCUUCGUGGCCACCCACAUCCCCUGCUUCCUCCGCUGGGACUACCCUCCCUUCCUCUGCCCGGCCGCCUCCUCUCCCUUUCCUUCUCCUCUCCUCCGCUGGUCCUUCUCCCUCUUCCUCUCCCGCGCCGCCCGCCUCGGCCUCCCCCGUUCCUCCUGGCGCUCCAAGUGCCCCUUCCAGCAGCCCCCGCCCCUCGUCCUCUCCUCCGCCGUCGAGGCAGCUCCGCCUCGCUGGGGUCCCGAGGAGCGCCGGGCUUACUUCCGGAGGCGGCUGAGGCGGGGCCGCCUCGGUGUCCGCGUCCCGCCUAUCUUGGUCUUCGCCGUCCCCAACCUUGCCCUCCUCUCGCUGCUCUUCUGGGACCCCACCUGGCUCCGUCGCUGGACCUAAAGAGCUCUGCUCAUCAGCACUCUGCCUUCACUUAUCAGCUUUUAGUAAGUGAUUCAAUCACAGAGCAGCUAGGUAUAGCAGUCAUGUCUUUAUUUUUUGAGCUUGAGGUCUCUUUAUGCCAGCAAGUUCAGGAAAAACUACCUCUAGAUUUUCGUGGAAGAUGGAAAAGGUGGAGUCACAAAAAUAAAUAAAUAAAUAAAGCUUGUAGGAACUGGUAGAAGGGACUUCUGAAUUGGGAAGACUUUGUGAUCUAAACCAUAUACACUAUUUGAAACUGUGAUAAAACUGUAGUGUUUAAAUCUGGCACAAAGCAAAAUUCUUAAAUUCUUGUGACUGCAUAUGUGGUUAUACAGCUACAUAGAGAAAACCUUCAGCUCUUGCUGAUGAUGCUGACCUUCUGCUUUGAGAUUACAUGGUUGCAAGUACAAUCCUAGAAUGUUAUUGGUAAAGUAAUCGAUAUUUUGCAUCAAAAAAUGAGCUACAUGAGGUACUUACCAUAGGAUGUUCCCUCAUGUGAUUCUUGUUCUUAAAAUGAGGUGCCUGGUUAUUAUAAAAAUGCAGUUUCCAUG